Messenger RNA from Lodderomyces parapsilosis, 1512 nucleotides. It is a transcript of the gene MAS2, whose product is annotated as mitochondrial-processing protease subunit alpha. Gene Ontology annotation, cellular component: mitochondrion. Gene Ontology annotation, molecular function: metal ion binding. NCBI's taxonomy places the organism in Eukaryota, Fungi, Ascomycota, Pichiomycetes, Serinales, Debaryomycetaceae. The record is from RefSeq and is a predicted model, not a curated record. The transcript has a single exon. The coding region runs from base 1 to 1512 and encodes 503 amino acids.
AUGAUAUCGAGGUCAAAAUUACCUAGAUAUAGCGCAGCUGCUGCUUUGAAACGGUUCUAUGCGUCUGCUACCAUCCAGACUAACCCAAAUAUAGAAAUGACAACCCUCGCCAAUGGACUAAGACUAGUUACAGAUUCCACACCAGGGCAUUUCAGUGCACUUGGAGGAUACGUCGAUGCUGGAUCACGUUAUGAAGACCCAAAAAAUCCCGGUCUUUCCCAUAUCCAUGAUCGAUUAGCAUGGAAAUCAACUGAAAAGUACAGUGGAUUGCAAAUGAUGGAGAAUCUACUGAAACUAGGUGGCAAUUAUAUGAGCUCAGCACAACGAGAAUCAAUGAUUUUCCAAGCCAGUGUUUUCAAUAAAGAUGUUGAUCAGAUGAUGGAAGCUAUUGCUCAAACUGUAAGAAGUCCUCGCAUCACUGAUCAGGAGUUCUUGGAGACUUUACAAACUGCAGACUACGAAGUACAAGAGUUGCAGUACAAGCAUGAGCUAUUAUUGCCUGAAGAGUUACAUAGUGUUGCAUAUAAACAAAACACAUUGGGUCUCCCAUUGUUUAUCCCUAAGGAACGUAUACCGUUGGUGCAAAAGUCCGAUAUUCUUGAUUAUCAUAAGAGGUUCUUCCAACCUCAAAAUAUCAUUAUUGCAAUGGUUGGUGUUUCGCAUGAUCACGCCCUCAAAUUGGUGGAGUCCAACUUUGGAGAUUGGGUAUCGACUGGUGAAAAAACAAACCUUACACCUGCUCAUUACACUGGUGGUGAAAUUGCAUUGCCUCAUCAACCUCCACUUUACGCAAAUCAACCCGAAUUGUACCAUAUGCAAAUUGGAUUCGAAACAACGGGUUUAUUACAUGACGAUUUGUAUUCUCUUGCGACUUUGCAGAAACUAUUAGGUGGUGGGUCCUCAUUCUCCGCUGGUGGACCAGGUAAAGGUAUGUUUUCUAGACUUUACACCAAAGUGUUGAACAAGUAUCCAUUUGUUGAGAACUGCAUGUGUUUUAAUCAUUCGUAUUUAGAUUCAGGAAUCUUUGGAAUCACAUUGAGUCUUGUCCCUGAAGCAGCCCACGUGUCGUCACAAAUCAUUAGUCAUGAGUUGGCCAAACUUUUAAACGUUGAUACCAAAUCAGGCGGAUUGAGUGAACAAGAAGUGAAGAGAGCCAAGAACCAAUUGACGAGUUCGAUCUUGAUGAAUGUUGAAAGUCGAUUGGCCAAAUUGGAAGAUUUAGGAAGACAGGUUCAAUGUCAAGGUAAAGUGACAUCAAUUGAUGAAAUGGUAGAAAAAAUUAAAGCGUUAACGCCUAGGGAUUUGCAAAACGUUGCUGAAAAAGUCUUGACUGGAAAUGUUGUUACAACAGGAACAAGUUCGGGUGUCCCUUCGGUCGUAAUGCAAGGUGAUAGAGAAGCAUUUGGUGAUGUUGAAUACAUUCUUCGUAAAUAUGGUUUAGGAAAAUUUUCCACUCCGGAAAUUCCUGAACCAAGGGAUUUCUCACGGAAGAAGAAAACUUCAUGGUUUUAG